This is a messenger RNA of Lycium barbarum (goji berry), 528 nucleotides long. RefSeq lists its product as uncharacterized. The transcript has 2 exons. The record is from RefSeq and is a predicted model, not a curated record. Lineage: Eukaryota; Viridiplantae; Streptophyta; Magnoliopsida; Solanales; Solanaceae. The coding region runs from base 1 to 528 and encodes 175 amino acids.
AUGGGGUUUCCUACAACCUAUACCCAAUGGGUUAUGGAGUGUGUUAAAACUGUAAGCUACAACAUUCAGAUAAAUGGAGAGCCUACCAUGCCUUCUGAUGCUGCCAUAGGAUUAAGGCAAGGUGACCCUAUGUCACCUUUCCUGUUUGCAAUUGACAUGGAAUACCUUAGUAGAAUCUUAAAUGCUCUUAAGGAGGUUAAGGAGUUCCAUUUUCACCCAAGGGGUGAUUUAGCUUCUGUAACUGUCCUACAAGCAUGCUUUGUUAUGCUUUCUCAGUCCUCUGGUUUGCAGGCUAACCUUGGGAAAAGUUCAGUAUAUUUUGGUGGAGUCUCACAAGCUGUUCAGGAGAGCAUCUUACAUAAGUUGGAGUACUCUUGUGGGGAAUUACCUUUCAAAUACUUAAGGAUUCCCCUUGCUGCGCAGAAAAUAUCCCUUAUUCAAUGGUCGCCCCUUGUUACCAAAAUACUGCAAAGAUCUCAUCUUGGACAGCUAAGAAAUUAUCGUACGCAGGCAGAGCUCAACUCAUAA